Messenger RNA from Rubroshorea leprosula, 2114 nucleotides. Lineage: Eukaryota; Viridiplantae; Streptophyta; Magnoliopsida; Malvales; Dipterocarpaceae. The record is from the annotation of a GenBank genome assembly.
CUAAUCUCACUCAAAUUCAGAAAAUCUCUCUUUAAUUUUCUUCUUAUCUCUCUCCUCAGCCCUCAUUAUAUCUCUCUUUUCUUUUCUUCAUCUCAGAUUUUCUCUUAAAAAACAAAUAAAUUUUCGUUCACAAAUGGAGAAAUCUAAUCUUGAUCGAAUAAUGGAUGUUUUGUUCUCUGAUGAUCUUGGUUCAGAAGAAAAAUAUGAGGGAGAAAUGUCACUCCACAAACCUGCUCAAGAAGAAGGAACUAAUUGCUUGGGCUUCAAUUUCGCACCAAUUGCACAAGUCAAUGAUUUUGAAAUGUCUUUGGAAAACAUUACUAGAAUUAGGAACUACGAGGCGAUAUACCAAGAAUGCAAAGCUGCACUAGAAACACCUUCUCCUGCUCCUUCAACACAACAAGACUCUCAGUCUAAAAAAUAUUCAAUCAAUGCAACCCAAGUUGCAUCUUGUAUGCCACAAUAUGUUGCAAAUGCAACUCCAAUUCCAGCCAUUCCUCUAGUGGAGCAAGGCAACUUAGCUGCAAUAGCAAACAAUAUUGAAAUGGAUGCAACUCCUAAUCUUUUGCUCAAACAAGACUCUGUGACUCUUACAACCACAAAGUUUGCAGUCAGUGCAACUCUUCCCACUUCUUGUAGGCAAGAAGAUUUUGUUGCAACUCGAACUCUUGUUAUUAUUCCUUCAGUCAAACAAGGCAACCCUUCAAGAAAAACAAACGAUACUGAAAUGAAUGCAACUCCUCCGAACCCUUUGCUCCAACAAGACUAUGUGACCCCUACAACUACAGAGUGUGCUAUCAAUGCAACUCUUGCUACUCCUUGUAUGCAAGGAGAUCUUGCCAAGGCAAAAUCUUGUGUAGGUGAUGAUGCAAAUCCAACUACAACUCUUGCCAAUUCUCAUUUGGUGAAACAAGGCAACCCUUGUGGAAUAGCAAUCAAUACAGAAAUUGAUGCAACUCCUCCUAAUCCUUUGCUCCAACAAGACUCUACGAUUACAAACCUUGUGCUUGAUGCAGCUCCUCCUUCCAUAAAAGACCGUGGGAUGAAUGAGAUUAUUGUCAUGAGUAAUGGAGAAGAUGCGACGGUUGUAAAGCAAGGGAUAAAAAAAGCAAAUGUGCAGGCUCGUGGUGCUAGAAUGAAAAAUAGAAUAAAACUACCUGCUCCCUGGUUAGAUAACUACACAGUUGAAAAUAAACCUCGAGCAUCAUCUAAGCUGAUUGAUACGUUUGAAAAACAAAAUAGUGAAAAAAAAUCUAGCUCACCUAAGAAGAAGAGAAAGAAGACAGCUAGUGAAAAUCAGGAGGGGACGAAUUCAGCUCCGACCAUGAACUUGGAUGAAAAAAAUUCAACUGUAUUGGAAGGAGGUAAUGAGGAGGAAGGGAUGGAAGCAAAGGUAAACCUGAAAGAAGGAAAUGUCAAAAAGCAACAGGAGGGAGAGGGAAGCCAGGAAGGAGGAAUAAUGGCAAGGCAAACUCCAAACUCAGAAUCUGCGUUCAAAUUUGAUGACAGUGGUUUUGUUGAUGUUCCGGUCUUAUACUGUGCUGAGGAGAUUAAAAAUCUGUUAUCGAGCAAUCAAGGAGCAAUGACUAGUGCAGCGAGCCAGCAUGAGAAGGUAAUGCCAGGAUACAAGGAACACAUUGGAAAUGAUUGUCAAACAAGCUGGAAAAGCAGUGAGUUAGAUGAACUAAAAGCAACCAAAUUAGCCUUGGAAACCAUGGAAGCACAGUUUAAUGCGACCAAACAAGCAUUGACAAUCAUGGAAGCAAGGCUUGAUGGUAUAAUUGAGAUUGAGAGGCAGAAUCGGAGACUGCUUCAGGCUUUAAAUAAUGGCACCAAGAAUUUAACUCCCCCGGAGUAAGCCAUCUCAAGGCAGCAAAGACACAGUGCAUCAGUACUGUAUUAGCUGUGGGGGUUGGAAGCAGAGUUACCACCAUCAGCUAUUUCGUUGCCUGUUUAAGACAAACUUCGUGCAGUUGCUUUGUUCAUGACUUGGAUUUUUUUUCUUUUAUUUGGCCAAACAUGAAUUGAAUAUUUUAGGACAGUGAUAUAAGAAUAGUCUUUUUAUACUAGUUUUUUAUAUAAUUUUUAUAUGUUAUUAAAUAAGUGAAUAUAUU